Messenger RNA from Manihot esculenta (cassava), 3222 nucleotides. RefSeq lists its product as uncharacterized. The coding region runs from base 526 to 3057 and encodes 843 amino acids. The record is from RefSeq and is a predicted model, not a curated record. The transcript has 7 exons. NCBI's taxonomy places the organism in Eukaryota, Viridiplantae, Streptophyta, Magnoliopsida, Malpighiales, Euphorbiaceae.
GAUUUUCGAUUUUCUGCAAAACCACUUCCAGGCUUCUUUCCUUCAACGGCUAUAAACUCUUAACGUCUACUUCCUUUUCACCCCCACCAAACAAAACCCUUUUUAUUAAUUCAAUCUUCCUCUCAUUUCCUUAAUUCAUUUCUCUCAAUUUUCUUUCUCUCUUCUUCAUGAUUACUGGGUAUUUUCUCUCGUUUUCUUUCCCUUUUUUCUGUUUCUUCCGCCAUUCCUUUUUUGGGCAAAUACAACACUUCAGGAGUAUUUUGGCUCUUUUUCUCUGUCACUUUGUUGCGCUUAGUGUUCUAAAUUUAGGAGACGAGGUAUGGAAUUUUAUCUGCAUUCUUAGAGGUUAUUAGUUAGCUGUUCUAAAACAAGUAUAGGCUCUGUCCCCUCUGUUUCCAUUGGGUUCUGUUUUUGUAACUUGAUUCAAUUCUGCAAAGCUGGAAUUCCGUUGGUGGAGCUUUUCCUGAAUCCUCCCCUCCUUCAAAAUGGGGUUGAUCCCGUUUGCAGUGUCUUGCACCCAAUUGGAUGUGUUUGAUCAUUCAUUGUGGUUCAAACAAUCCUAGUAAGGGGAAAAAAAUGGCAUCUUCUCAGGUUGAGAUUGCUUCUUCUUCGCCGUUUGGCUGUGUCUUGAAGGAACAUAACAGGCGCGACAGAAAUAGCAGAGAGACCAAUGCCAGGGCUGCUGCUUCUGCUACACACGCAGCUUUCCAGAAAAAUCGCAAGGAAUCGGUCAGAGAUAAUCUCCAGGCUUGCAUCUCUGUUUCCUCUUGUUCUUCUUCUGAUAAGCAUUCGCAGAAUCAGUUCAUUAACUCUAGCAAUAAUAUUUACAAUAAUGGCAAUCAUCGUCAUCGUCAGCGUCUGAGAUGUUUGACCAAGAACCAAGAUGAUAAUAAUAAGAAGGUUGAUGAGUCUUCGACGGUGAGCUGCAAGCCGGCAAGAAAUCAGUAUCGCUGGGCAGCUAAACAAGCUCAAGAAACGGUUUCAAUAAUUGAAAGGCAAAGUCAGGACGCAGAGUUCUUAAUUUCAUCGCAGAAAUCAUCUUCUGAAAAAGUUUCUUAUAACUCUCAACGUUCCGUUGCUCAACCUGAAAAUUUAUCAGGAAGCUCCAAGAUUGGAGCUUCUUCGCUGGUGCAGAUAUGGGAAGCAAGGCUAAGUCGACCUGAGCCAAAAAUGGAUCGAUCCAAUAGCUUGAAGAACAAUCAAAAUUCUGCUGCAGGAGCUAGUCCGACAAGUUCUGGUUCUAGCUACAAUGAAAUCCCAUCAUCAGUCGCUGAAGAACCACCACGACAGUCUGACGUAAUCAACUCUGAUGCGAAUGAGGAGCCAGUGGCAGAUUGUGACUCAAAUGCACAGAGUUCACAUUCGUCGGUGAAUUUCAAGAGCUCAGAUGCAGGAGAGAAUGAGAGAGUUAGAGUUGCAGACAUAAUCAAAAGGCUAACAUCUGAGUCUGCUGACCAUAAGCAGGGGAAUAGUGUCGGCGAUCCACCAUCGCGCAGACAUUCCUACGGUUCUGAUCAGGCAGAGGUGAAAGCCCUCUCACGUGUUACAAGUUUACCGAAGAUAAAAGGAAGACAAGCUUUGAACGAUUUGCUAUUCCAAAUGGAGAAAGAGCGGCAGAGGGAGCUCGUCUCGCUAGCAGAGCGCCAAUCUGUUUCAAGAUUCUCCCAACGUGGUCGGGUUCAGUCCAUGCUUCGGAUAAGAUGCUUGCAACGUGGCAUGGCGAUUCAAGAUCAACAACGAUCACGGUCAAUUCCAUCAACAAUAGCAUCUGAUGAAAAUAGAUCACAACGACGUUCCACCAUCAUGAAUCUGAGGGAGAGAUUCAGUGCUGGUGUUGAACAAGCCACGAGUAGCUCGAGUUAUGCGGCAACUACUCGAAGAAAUGCCGAAGAGUCCAAAAAUAACAUUGACGAUAAUAGGGAGCUUCCAACUCUCAAUCAUGUUAUCGAAGAUUGUCAUCAUCAAGGCAUUUCUACUCCUAAGCAGCAGACUGCGUCAUCAGCUGGCAACUCAUCGUCACACACAAGUGAAAUACAUGAAGAAGAUACUCAUGAAGAAAGUAGUUCAAGUUCAGAUGUUAUAUGGCAGGGAACAAGCCCUGAGGGUAAUAAUUUCGAUCAAGGAGAAGUUUUUGAAUCAAUACCAUCCUUGAAUAGCUGGGAUGGGAAUGAGAUGGAUGAUGAAGAGACUGUUGGCCAGCAGGAAUUUAGAGAAACUAAUUAUGACUGGUUUGCUGAUAUAGCUCGCCCACGAAGUUAUUGGGAAGAUAGAAGGCAGGCUUGGUAUCAGGAGAUGCUUACUACUGCCUCAGAAAACAAUGAAAUAAGGCAGCUACUUGAAAGAAGAGCAGUGUUGAAAUGUCUUUCAAGUGACUUUCGACAGAGAAUGGAUCGAUUGAUGGUGUCUCAUGUGCAACGACAAGAUGAGGAAAGUUCAGAAGAAGAAGUAGAUCACGACACCGAUGAAGGAGGCAGAGAAGGAGAAGAGGAGGCCGAAGAAGAAGAGUACGUAGAAGGACAAAUAUUACAAGAAAUGGAUGAAGAAGAAAGCACACCAUCAGUGAAUUCUCCUUCCCCAUGCAGCUCCUGGAAUUAUAGCCAUCAUCAUGAAGUUGAUGAUUCUGAGCAAGUUCCAACUGCACCUUCACAACAACUUUUUCCAACUCAGGGUGGGGAACUCUUCUCCUCCUUGAGUAACACAUCAAUGGAAAUGGAUCUAAUACACAAUUUGAGAGAGCAUAUAGAGCAACUCCAGCUUGAAAUGUCUGAGCUGAGAAGAUCGAUGCAGACAUGCAUGGAGGUGCAAGCUGAAUUCAUAAAGAACCUAAAGAAGGAUGCAUAUCCAGUUCAAGAGGUAGAGAUGAAUACAUCCAAUACGGCAACAAAGAGACGCAAGUGCUGCAUCUGCUAUGAAAUGGAGGUGGACUCAUUUUUGUACAGAUGUGGGCACAUGUGUACCUGUCUCAAAUGUGCUCAUGAGCUGAAAUGGAAUAGUGGAAAAUGUCCAAUAUGUCGAGCUCCAGUACUGGAUGUUGUGAAAGCGUAUAUGGAUUCAUAGAGUAGUGACAAGGAACGAGUUCUUGCUCUAGAGGACCGUCUUUUCUUCAUAUAAAACUCAACUCGGUUUGAAAAUGGAAAAACGUUACAUGCUUUUAUUUUGUAUACUUCUUCAACCGUAUUUAAUGUUAAUACAAUACAGUUUUUAUACAUCCUUAGUAACUUA